CUAAGCGCAGCCCGCGCUGGGAGCAGCGCUGUGGGACCGGGGCGGUGUCCCGGGAGCCUCUCCCAGCUGCUGGGGCCGCUUUUCCUCCAGCCCAGCUCCUGUGCCCGCGAGCACAGCGCUCACCCUGCAGCCCUGCAGCGCGUUCCGAGGCUGGAACCGAUCGGUACCGAGCAUUUCCCGGGCACAGCGGGAAUUCCCGCUGGAGCCCCUCGGCCGGGCCGCAGCAGCCGCAGCCUGAGCGGGAACGCGAAGGUUAUCCCCGGGAAAUGGAGGGCUCGCUUGCUGCCCGUGUUGCCGUUUGAUGCUAUCUCGGCCCGCGGGGUGUUCACCGCCCCCGGCCGGGCCCGGCGCGGACCUGGGGCCGGAGGGGCGAUGCGGGCGCGGAGCCGCUCCACCCCUCGCUGUGUUUACCCCAAAUAAACGCGGGGGCCGCGGCCCGGCCCGCACCUUAAAAGCGGGGCAGGCGCGGGGCCAGGGGGGCCCGGCGGGGCUGGCCGAGCUGGCCCAUGCUGCAGGUGGGGCUCAGCCCGCCCCGCUGCCCCGGGGCCGCGGCCGCCGCCUGCCCCAUGGCCGAGCCGGCCGCGGGCGAGGAGCCGGGCACCGGGCCAGAGGCGCUGGGCUCAUCGCCGGUCACCAUCGUGGUCACGUCCGAGGCCGACACGUGGGACAUCGACGACACGUCCUCGUGCCGGGGCCGCGGGCACUUCGUGGACUGGGCCAAGAUGCCGGAGCCGCAGGGGCCGGCGCGGAUCCCGCGGGACGUCCUGGGCAGGCCCCCGAAGGAGCUGAAGAGGCUGGCGAGGGAAGGCUGCUGGGCCGGGAGCCACGCGGGCCGGGCCCGGCUCUACCCGCGGCUCAUCCAGCGGGUCUCCUGCCGCCUCGUCACCCCCGACGCGCUCGUGUACCGGGACGUGGCCGGCCGGCUCUUCGGGAAGCCCAGCGUGAGCUCGCACCCUCUGCCCGAGUUCCUGGAGGGCUGCCCCGUGCCCACCUACUGCCUCAGCCCGCACGGGGUCACGGCCCUGAAGAAGAUCCUCAUCUGCGUGGGCGCCCUGUUCCCCGACAUCACGCACAGCCCCCUGCUGCCCGCGCUGGCCGCGCUGCUGCUGCACUACAGCGAGGACGAGGCGCAGUGCUUCGAGAGCCUCUCGCGCCUCAUCGCCAGCAACGCUCCGCACGCCGCCUACAUCGACCAGUCCUUCCUGGCCCACCAGGCCUCCUGCAUGACCUUCGGGGACCUGGCCAGCAAGCACUGCCCGGCGGCUCACAAGCUCGUGGCCGGCGCCGCCGAGAACGUGCUCGAGGUCUACUCGGAGUGGCUGUCGUGGCUCUUCCCCGGGCUGCCCUUCGGCUACGCCGUGCGCGUGCUGGACGUGUUCCUGCUGGAGGGCCAGAAGGUGCUGUACCGCAUCGCCCUGGCCCUGCUCAAGCAGUUCAGGCUCUCGGCGGCCCCGGCCGGGCCGCAGGGCUGCGACGUCAAGGCGGAGCUGCAGGCUUUCGUCAGGAACAUCGCCGAGCACCUGACCGUGGACAAGCUCCUGGAGAGAGCCUUCGCCAUCCGCCUGUUCUCCCGCAAGGAGCUCUGGCUGCUGCACAUGGCCAACAGGAAGGCCUUGGUGGAGAGGGGCAUCACCGUGGUGCAGAGGAGGCCGUCCUUCCACCUGGCCGUGGACAUGCAGAAGUUCAGCUCCAGCACGGUCACGGCGCAGGAGAUGCGCCUCGUCUGGUCCUGGAUCCCCGAGCGCUUCUCGCUCUUCCCCCCGCUGCUGCUCUUCUCCACCUCCGAGGACGGCUGCAGCCUGCAGAGGUUCUACACGUGCUGUGAAGGCUACGAACCCACGGUGCUGCUCAUCAAAACCACCGAGGGGGAGGUGUGUGGGGCGUUUCUCUCCUCCGACUGGGCCGAGAGGAAGAAGAGCGGAGCCACGUCGGGCUUUUUUGGGACAGGGGAGUGCUUUGUGUUCACUGUGCGCCCCGAGGCGGAGCGCUACGAGUGGGUGCUCAUCAAGAAGCCGGAGCUGGCCAAGGCCGUGCCGCGCUCCCGGCAGCGCUCGCCUUCCCCCGCUCCCGAAUCCGCGCUCGGCUCCUCCCGGGACAGCUCCAGCCCCAAGCACCUGGCCGUGCCCUCGGCGCAGAGGAGAGGCCGCCUGUCCCCGUUCCUGGCCAUCAGGCACUUCCUGCUGCCCUCCAAAACUGCCUCCAUGUUCAUGGCCGGCUCCCGGGACGGGAUCGUCAUCGGUAAGGGGGGAUCGGUAUCGGUGUGGGGGGAUCGAUAUCGCCCGGGAGCUCCUCCCGAGAGCCCCAGGGCCCCCCAGCCCAAACCCUGCCGGGGUUCGGGGUUCGCUGCCCGGGGCUGCGGCGCCCCUGCCCGGCCCUGCCCUCCCUGCGUGCGGGGGCACCGGGGCAGGGCCCAGCCUGCGCUCGCCCUGCAGGGGGAGGGGGAGGGCCAGGCGCUGUCCCUGGACGCCAGCCUGCUCCGGGGACGCACGGAGCACUGCGAGACCUUCGACAACCCCCCGCUCUGCCAGGAGAACUUCCAGGUGCAGCUCUUGGAGGUGUGGGGCUUUCAAAGCGCGUAG
Motacilla alba alba is the source of this 2579-nucleotide messenger RNA. Its product is annotated as TBC1 domain family member 24-like. Lineage: Eukaryota; Metazoa; Chordata; Aves; Passeriformes; Motacillidae. The transcript has 7 exons. The coding region runs from base 507 to 2579 and encodes 690 amino acids. The record is from RefSeq and is a predicted model, not a curated record.